Molecule: messenger RNA, 2075 nt
Organism: Astrephomene gubernaculifera
Lineage: Eukaryota; Viridiplantae; Chlorophyta; Chlorophyceae; Chlamydomonadales; Astrephomenaceae
Source: the annotation of a GenBank genome assembly
CGCAGGAAAGCGUACGUAUACAUAUAUCCAUGCACGAUUUACCUUAUUCUUGUACGUAAGCCAUGCACGCUUUAACGCAGAACCUAUAGAAAAACAAGUUUGUGUCGCGAUGAAGACAAGUCUCUGCUGAACCAAUAUGGGGAAUCUAUGCGGGAAGCCUGAUAGCAGUUCGCCUAAAGCUUCUGUUCCUGCACCACCGGCUUCAGCUACGGCCGCAGCUGGUCCCGCGUCCAAGGCGCCCGACGCAAGUAUCACCCCUCUUCUAGCGCCCACCCCUGCUAAGCCGGCGCCGCCGCCACCGCAGCAAUUAGCGUCACCAAAGUCGCCAGAGGCUAUUCCAGCUGUUGCCGACGAGAAGCCUCCGGGCAAACGUCGGUCACAGGACCUCGACAACGGUGUAAAGCACGAGGAGAUUGAACUCUUAAAGCAGAAAUCCUCAGAGCCCAUGGCCCCUGUUGGAAAUGUAGCACCAGUUAACAGCCCCAAGGCUGUUGUGGAGCCGGCCGCAGAGCGUGCCUCCCCAAGAGCAUCUGCUGGCUGUGCACCAGCAGCAUCUGGGGCCCCUCCGUCUCAAGCGGCACCGCCUGCAGUCCCUAAGGAGCCAGUUUCUCAGCCGCGGCCAGGGUCCAAACUCCGGACGGACGUUAAGCUUCGCGAUGUGUACAAGCUUGGCAAAACCCUCGGCACAGGAGGCUUCUCUGUUGUCAAGCUAGCUACGGACCGCGCAACCGGCGUGGAGUACGCCUGCAAGAUCAUGGCUUUACCACCUGUGGGCCAGGAGGUUGGAGAGAACGAGAACACUCGCGAGGACAUCUUCAAAGAAAUUGACCUGCUGUGCGGCAUGAACCACGAGAACGUCAUCUUCCUUAAGGAGUACUUCGAGGAGGGUAACAAGGUUUACCUCAUUACCGAGCUGUUAACGGGUGGAGAGCUCCUGGAGGCGGUACUCAAGCGGGGAAGCUACUCGGAGGCGGAAGCACGCCUGUGCUUCGUUCAGGUCCUCCGCGGUAUUGAGUACCUGCACAGCAAGAACGUCGUGCACCGCGACUUGAAGCUCGAGAACCUGCUGCUGGCCAAGCAGGACGACAUCAGUCUGGUGAAGAUUGCGGAUUUCGGCUUGGCGAAGCACGCAGUUAACGGCAUGCAGACGAUCUGUGGGACGCCGCAGUACGUAGCACCGGAGGUCAUUGUCGGCGCCAAGGGGCACGUGUACGGGCCCGGCGUGGACAUGUGGAGUGCAGGUGUUGUGUUGUACAUCCUGCUCGGCGGUUACCCACCUUUCUGGAGUGACAGCGAGCCGCAACUGUUUGACAUGAUCCGCAAGGGCAAGUACAGCUUCGGCGACCCCGUCUGGAACAAGGUAUCGGAAUGCGCCAAAGACCUGAUCCGCAAGCUUCUUGUCGUCGACCCAACCAAGCGCCUGACUGCUACGGAGGCGCUUCAGCACCAGUUUAUCCUGGAAGGCAACUUCAACCCGCCCUCGGAACCUAAGGGCCCACGGUAGUUGUGUGCAUGCGCAUCGAGGCUACCUUGGAAACGCGCUGGAAGUGCUGAUAAUGGAUUGCGCUGGAAUCCGUGAUACAAAAGAUGGCCGGCAUAUAUAAAUAAUUUGGCCUUGGAAGGUGGAAAGUGCUACGCACUAAGUAACAAGUGUCGUUCGAUGCAGCUGACCCGACUAGCUGGCAUGUGUGAGCCCAUCGUCAGGAUGAUCAGUGUGGGGCCGCUGCCAAUUGUCCCUUCUCGCUUGUAUAGCCUUAGGAUAUAGUCUCGUAAUGCUUGCGCGCCGGCGGCACUGCAUGGAAUUUUUUUCGGCGGACAUGGAUGCAGAGCUGGCACGCGUAGCUGUAGGUCAAUUCAUGACAUGACAUGCUGACAUCAUCGCUGGGUGUUCUUGCUAAGUAUUGCUUUUUAUAGUGUAUGGUACGAGCGACGUGGCGUGCGGUGUUCAUAAUAGUCAGGGCAAAAACCAAUGCACCGUCAAACAUUAGCUAGAGCGACACGGCCAUGAUAGCGUUGGUAUCAUGUAGAUUACAUGGGUGCAUAAAACCGUUUGGUUUGUGUGUAGUUGUGAUCCC